Messenger RNA from Zingiber officinale, 710 nucleotides. RefSeq lists its product as uncharacterized. The transcript has 3 exons. The record is from RefSeq and is a predicted model, not a curated record. Bases 98 to 562 code for a protein of 154 amino acids. NCBI's taxonomy places the organism in Eukaryota, Viridiplantae, Streptophyta, Magnoliopsida, Zingiberales, Zingiberaceae.
CUCGCCUCUGCGUCAAUCCAGCAAUCAGAUUUCACCCGAAAAAACCAGCAAAAUUCGACUAUGAGAAAGAAACCGUUCAAGAUUGGAACUGGAACGGAUGGAGGAUCGAUUGAUUACCCAUUCAGGAAUGGAAAGUUACAGGAAUAGCAGCAAAAACGGAGAUAAAUGCGAUGGAAACGACCGAAACACUCCAAAGAUGACUUCUUUUACUCCUCCUCAAGGAGCGGCGGAGAGAGAGAGAGAGAAAGAGGUAGAUUAUGAUGGCGCUCAGCAUGACCGGAGUACGAGGAGGAUGAUUGACUUCGGAUGUGAGUCUCAUGGCCUUUAUCAGCUUCAACAAUCCUCUCUUGUUGGUUCAGUGGCGGCAUCUCCACUUCUUAUUCAUGCUCAGUUGGGACAUCCAAGUCGUGAUAAGUUGAAACAAUUACAUCCUAGUCUUUCUCACUUAGAGUCUUUGUCUUGUGAGUCAUGUCAGUUAAGUAAACAUGUUCAUAGUUCUUUUUCUACUCGCACUGUGAGUCGGGCUACAACCCCUUUUGUUUUGAUUCAUUCUGAUGUUUAGGGUUCGAGUCAUGUUUCUUCUACAUUGGGAUCACGAUAUUUUGUUACUUUUAUAGAUGAUUUUUUUCCGUUGUACAUGGUUAUAUCUGAUGAUGGAACGUUCAAGAUAUCUUCUUCCAAACAAUCUUUCUGCAUCCAGCUGCUAAUGA